This is a messenger RNA of Colletotrichum higginsianum IMI 349063, 741 nucleotides long. RefSeq names its product Cupin. The record is from RefSeq and is a predicted model, not a curated record. The coding region runs from base 1 to 741 and encodes 246 amino acids. NCBI's taxonomy places the organism in Eukaryota, Fungi, Ascomycota, Sordariomycetes, Glomerellales, Glomerellaceae. Gene Ontology annotation, cellular component: cell wall. Gene Ontology annotation, molecular function: manganese ion binding. The transcript is spliced from 2 exons.
AUGCACUUCACCACUACCGCCGCCGCUGCCAUCUUGGCCUUUGCCUCAUCGGCUCUUUCUGCCCCCUACAACAGCCCUCGCACCGAGCAGACUCCCGCUCCUGCCCUGUCUCUGACCCAGCAGCUCUUCCUUGCCGACACUGCCGCGGAUCGCUUCAAGCUCCUCCCUGACGACAAGCAAUUCGUCUUCGACUUCAACCAGCCUCAGAAUAACCCCGGAAAAGGCGGCGAGCUCAUCGCCGCAAACCGCAAGACCUUCCCCGCUCUCGUGGGGACGGGCAGCGGCCUUGCUCUGGGCCGAGUGGGUCCCUGCGGGAUGAACACGCUCCAUGUGCACCCGCGAUCCGCCGAGCUCCAGAUCGUCGUCGAGGGCCGCCUCAUCACCGAGAUGACGCCCGAGAAUGGCGUCGUGGAGGCCGCCGACGGCAAGACCCGCCGCGUCAUCCGCACCGAGCUGGGCCCCUUCCAGAUGACCCCCUUCUACCAGGGCUCCAUCCACAGCCAGUUCAACCCGGACUGCGAGGACGCCGUCUUCAUCGCGAGCUUCGCCGCCGAGGACUUUGGCACGGGCCAGGUCGCAGACAGCACUUUCGCCUUCAGCGACGACCUGAUCGCCGCCGCCUUCGGCCAGAGCAUUGCCGGCGAGGAUAUUGACCGCGUCCGCAAGGCCAUCCCCGCCAGCAUCGCCCUCGGCGUGGACGAGUGCUUGAAGAAGUGUAACAUCAAGAAGCGCUCUCUUUGA